UCUUUCUUCUUCUUCAUAAUUCUUGAGCGAAAGAGAAACGAUGAUACCAUCAUCUCCUUUCAUUCCAUUCAUCUUCUUUCUCUUUUCCCUUUUGACCGCAGCAGUUGUGCAAUCGAAACAACCAUUCUUUCCAAGUGCAAUUUACCAUUCUUCAUUGAAGAAAGAAUCCAGCAGAAGCCCUUCAAAGCCAAAACCAAUACUACCCUACAAAACCAGAUAUUUUCCUCAAGAGCUAGACCAUUUCACUUUUCAACCACAAAGCUACAAGAUUUUCUAUCAAAAGUAUCUCAUUAACGAUACCCAUUGGCACAGAGGAGCUCCAAUCUUUGUCUAUACUGGAAACGAAGGAAACAUCGAAUGGUUUGCUGAAAACACUGGCUUCUUGCUUGACAUUGCUCCAAAAUUCAAAGCUCUCUUAGUCUUCAUCGAACAUAGGUUUUAUGGGGAUUCAUUGCCAUUUGGGAAGGAUUCAUACAAAUCUGCGAAUACUUUGGGAUAUUUAAAUUCUCAGCAAGCAUUGGCUGAUUAUGCAGUUUUGAUUAGAAGUUUGAAGAAGAAUCUCUCUUCUGAUUCGUCCCCUGUUGUCGUUUUUGGUGGCUCAUAUGGAGGAAUGUUGGCUUACUGGUUUAGGUUAAAAUACCCACAUGUAGCAAUUGGUGCAUUAGCAUCUUCAGCUCCAAUCUUGCAAUUUGAUAAUAUAACUCCAUGGACUAGCUUCAAUGAUGCUAUUACAGAUGAUUUCAAGGAUGCAAGUUUGAAUUGUUAUGAAGUGAUUAAGGGCACUUGGCAAGAGCUUGAUAUCCUAUCUUCUAAAAAAGAAGGGUUAGCUGAAGUCAGCAGAAUUUUCAGAACCUGCGAGAAACUUCAAUACAUAGAUUCAGCUGCAAAUUGGUUGUCUGAAGCUUUUAUAUACACAGCCAUGGUAAAUUAUCCAACCAAGGCCAAUUUCAUGAAGCCAUUACCAGCCUACCCUGUAGAAGAGAUGUGCAAGAUAAUAGAUACAUUCCCACCAGGAACUAGCAAACUUAACCGGGCUUUCGCUGCUGCAAGUUUGUAUUACAAUUAUUCAAACACGCAUAAAUGUUUUGACCUAGAACACGGCAGCGAUGAACAUGGCCUCAAUGGUUGGGAAUGGCAGGCUUGUUCAGAAAUGGUCAUGCCUAUGACGAGUUCUAGCCAGAGCAUGUUUCCUCAAUAUUCUUUCAGUUACGACGAGUUUUCAGAUCAUUGCAAGAGCUUUUACGGUGUUAGGCCUCGUCCCCACUGGAUAACAACCGAGUUUGGUGGCAAUAAUAUUGAACAAGUUCUGAAGAGAUAUGGAAGUAACAUCAUAUUCUCUAAUGGUCUGCAAGACCCUUGGAGUCGAGGCAGUGUUCUUAAAAACAUAUCGGAUACAAUCAUAGCGCUUGUGACUAAGAAAGGGGCACACCAUGCUGAUUUUCGUGGUGCGGAUAAAGAUGAUCCGAAGUGGCUCAUUGAUCAGAGGAGGCAAGAAGUAGACAUCAUUCAGAAAUGGUUGGACGAAUAUUAUCGAGAUUAUGCGUAAAUAGUGGAAGUUAUCGGAAAGUUGGCCUGAGAAUCUGGUUAAAUAAAAAUUAUAAGAUAAGAAUUGAGAUAAAUCAACAUGCUAGCAUGCAUUUGUAUCUGUUAUGGACAUUGUUGAUUCUGUUAAGUUAAAUGAUCAAACUUUGAUAUAUAAUAAUCAUAAUUAAUGAUGUUUGUAAGA
Molecule: messenger RNA, 1726 nt
Organism: Impatiens glandulifera
Lineage: Eukaryota; Viridiplantae; Streptophyta; Magnoliopsida; Ericales; Balsaminaceae
Product: lysosomal Pro-X carboxypeptidase
Exons: 10
Coding region: 41-1546 (501 amino acids)
Biological process (GO): proteolysis
Molecular function (GO): dipeptidyl-peptidase activity; serine-type exopeptidase activity
Source: RefSeq, a predicted model, not a curated record